GCGGGUUGCUAGCUGCAGCUGCUGCCCGGUGCUGCUGCUGGUGCCAAUUGUCGUUUGUUGUGCCAAUUGUCAUUUGUUAUAUCUACCGUAUUGUUUUAUCAUGACAGACGUUCAUGUUUAUCUUUAACGCGAUUUUUAAUUAUAACAUUCACAUUUAUUUACAAAUUUAAAGUUGUGUUGUAUUAUAAUAAAUUUAACUGUAACAUUAUCAUUUUUACGUGUAAAAACUGUUAACGAAGAAACCAAACAAGCUAUUUAAAAUCCCACAAGAUAUACUCCGAAUGGUUUGAAAACUGCAAGCAGAAAGACUUCUAAGGAACACACAUUAGAUGCUGUAUGUCCCCUACAUAUUGUGACGUCCGUGGUUCAUAACAAUAAACGAUUAAAGCCGACAUCGUGUAAUCUAACAUCACCAACAGUUUUCAAUAAUGGCUGACAAACUGAAGGAACGUGUGACUAAAAAACAAGGAAGCGAACCUAAUAUGAGCCAAUACUCACAGCUUAUAAAUGAACUAAAGAAUGUGUCGACAAUUAAAAUCGAAGAAGACGAAAUAGACGAAUGUUACUACAGAUCCAUAAUUGAAAUAGAAGAGGACAAUGGCGUAUUGGAUGGUUUUUCAGACUGUUCAAACGAUAUGAAUACAGAAAACAUUGAAAUUUCUGAUGAUUGUAGUUUGACAACCCAAAAUUCUACCGAAGAAAAAGUCAAAGAAAUAAAUCAGAGUUCCACUGAAAGUAACAACGAGAUAAAUACUAAAACUAAAAUAGACGAUUACAACAGUUGUACCGUUGAGACUCAAGUAGAAGUUGAAAGAAAUAUGUUGUUCGAUGACCAUAUCGCCAAAGACCAAAAUAUCAAAAUGAAGCCAUACAAUGUUGAUAAUGGAUCGAUUGACGAGGCGAGUAUCCCAACAAAAACGGACGGAAAUUACCAAAAAGAUUCGGUUGAUAAUUAUCAGGUUCCAACAAAAACCACUAAAAAAGUUUUAAACAAAAUGGAGUCGUUUGAGUGUGACCUGUGCAAAAAAUCGUUUAACGCUAGAAGGAAUAUAAUUCGUCAUUUUGCAGUAUCCCAUAGUGCAAAUGUAAAGGUUAACUCUGCAUUCCGAAAAGGAAAAAAAAAAUUACCAAAACUCCUCCACAAAUGUGAAACAUGCAUGAAGACGUUUGCAGCAAAAUCCACUCUUGUAUUACACCAACGCGUGCAUACCGGCGAGAAGCCCUUCAAAUGUGACGAGUGCCAAAAAUGUUUUUCUCAAAAAGGCUAUCUGAAUUUACAUAAACGCGUGCACUCUGGCGACAAGUCCUACGAAUGUGACGAAUGCCAAAAGUGCUUCCCUCGCGAAGACCAUAUGAUACAACACAAACGCGUGCACACCGGCGAGAAGCCCUUCAAAUGUGACCAGUGCCCUAAGUGUUUUUCUCAUAAAAGCUCUCUGAUUCUACAUAAACGCUUGCACACCGGCGAGAAUACCUACGAAUGUAAUGUUUGCUCGAAGUGUUUUUUGACGAAAAACAAACUUGUACGACACAUUUCCAUUCACACUAGUGAAAAGCCUUACACGUGUAAAUUAUGCUCAAGGUCUUUUCGGUUAGAAACCUCCUUGGUAAAACAUGAACGCUACCACGUCAAGAAACCCUACAAGUGUGACGAGUGCUCAAAAUGCUUCAUACAAAAUGCCCAUCUGAUACUGCACAAACGCUUGCAUACCGGCGAGAAGCCCUACAAUUGUGAUGUGUGUUCGAAAAGUUUUAAAACGCGUGCCAAUCUCGCACAGCACAGCAUCCGACACACCGGUAAGAAGCCGUUCGAAUGUGACGAGUGCGCAAAGUGCUUUGCUCAAAAAGCCCACCUGUUACAACACAAACGCGUGCACACCGGUUAUAAGCCUCACAAAUGUGACGUGUGUUCAAAGUGUUUUUCGAACAAAUCCGCUCUUGUAACACACGAACGCAUACACACCGGAGAAAAACCUUAUAAAUGUGACAAAUGUCCAAAGUGUUUCUCUCAAGUAGGCCAUUUACAGAUGCACAAACGUGUGCACUCUGGCGAUAGGCCCUACGAAUGUGGUGUUUGCUCCAGGCGUUUUUUGACUAAUUCCAAUCUUGUACAACAUCAUUGUCACACCGAGGAGAAGCCCUACAAGUGUGAAGAGUGCCAGAGGUGCUUCUCUCAAAAAGCCAAUCUGAUACUGCACAAACGAGCCCACUUGAGCGUUAAGCCCCAUAAGUGUAACAUAUGUGCAAUGCUGUUUUCGUUGAAGUCCAGAUUGUUGCGACACGAACGUUUGCACGCUCGUGAACCUUUUAAAUGUGACGUAUGUUCAAAGUCGUUUCGGCAGAAAUUUAUGUUGGUAAAUCACAACCGCCUGCACACCGGUGAAAAACCUUACACGUGUGGCGUGUGUUCGAAGUCGUUUUCGAUGAAGUCUGUGCUAGUGUCGCACGAGCGCGUGCACCUUGAAGAAAAGCCCUACCCAUGUGACAAGUGCCCUAAGGGUUUCUCUCAAAAGUCCCAUCUAACACUGCACAAACGCGUGCACGCCGGUAUUAAGCCCUACGAAUGUACCGAGUGCCUAAAGCGCUUCUCUCAAAACUCUCACCUGACACUGCACAAACGCGUGCACUCUGGUUAUAAGCCCUACAGUUGUGACCUGUGCUCUAGGCCGUUCACAACAAAAUCCGCCCUUGUACAACACGUCCGCAUGCACGAAGACGAUAGGCGUUACGAAUGUGACGAGUGCCGAAAAACGUUCGUCCAAAAAGCUCAUAUGAUACAACAUAAACGCGUGCACACUGGCGAUAAGCCCUUUGAAUGUAGCGAGUGCCUAAAGUGCUUCUCGCAAAGGAGCCACCUGACACUGCACAAACGCGUGCACACUGGCGUAAAGCCCUACAAAUGUGACUUGUGCUCUAAGAGUUUUACACACAAUUCGGCUCUGGUACAACACAAACGCGUACACACCGGCGAAAAGCCGUACGAAUGUGACGUAUGCCAUAAGCGCUUCACUCAAACUGCCCAUAUGAUACUACACAAACGCGUACACACUGGUGUUAAGCCCUACGAAUGUGCUGUGUGUUCGAAGUCGUUUUCGACAAAAUCUGCUAUUGUAAUGCACAUGCGCAUACACACCGGUGAGAAACCAUACGGAUGUGACGUGUGCCUAAAAACUUUCACUCAAAAGGCCAAUCUGAGGCUACACAAACGAGUGCACACCGGUGAGAAGCCUUUCAGUUGUGGUGUUUGCUCAAAGAGUUUUAUGACGAAAUCCAAUCUCGUACAGCACAACCUCUAUCACGCCGGUGAGAAGACCUUCAAAUGUGACAAGUGCCCCAAGAAGUUUUUUUUGAAAUUUACUUUAAUGCAACACCAACGCACUCACAACCCACAACUCGAGAAGCCUCACAAAUGUCACUUGUGCCCUCUGUCUUUUUUGUCGAAAUCGGACUUAACGCGUCACUUGAACGUGCAUACUGGCGAUAAGCCCUACAAAUGUGGCGUAUGCUCAAAAUCGUUUUCGUUGAAGUCCAAUCUGACGAGACAUGAACUCUGUGUUCACUCCGGCGAUAAUUCCUAAUAAAAUAUACUUGGUUUUAAAAAAAAAAAACAUUUCCUUAAAAAUACUACACAAUUUACGUAGGUUUAAAUUAUAUUAUUAAAAUGUAUUUAAGUUGAUUUUACUCGUUUAUGUAAUGAUCUAUUUAUAGUUAAUAAUAUCCAGUACACCUUAUUUUGAAAUUUAUUUAAAUUAUACUUUAGCGAUUCAUUUUAUUAGGUAAUAUUUUCAUAGAUUAAGCAUAAUAACUUAUUUAUUUAU
Messenger RNA from Adelges cooleyi (spruce gall adelgid), 3818 nucleotides. Its product is annotated as zinc finger protein 91-like. Gene Ontology annotation, molecular function: DNA-binding transcription factor activity, RNA polymerase II-specific; RNA polymerase II cis-regulatory region sequence-specific DNA binding. Gene Ontology annotation, biological process: regulation of DNA-templated transcription. The coding region runs from base 429 to 3578 and encodes 1049 amino acids. The transcript is spliced from 6 exons. The record is from RefSeq and is a predicted model, not a curated record. NCBI's taxonomy places the organism in Eukaryota, Metazoa, Arthropoda, Insecta, Hemiptera, Adelgidae.